AUGCCUGAAAAAUCAUGUGCAGCCUUAAACUGUCCAAAUUCCAUUAAAAAUUCAAUGAUCAAGCGAUUCUUUAAAUUUCCAAUGAGACAGGAAUGUGCGAAAAAAUGGAUCAUAGCGUGUCGACGUGAUGAUUUGCUAAGAAAUAUAGAUCUGGUGUGUCAGACUUAUAGCACCUAUUUCAUAUGUGAAGAUCACUUUGAAGAUGCUAUGUUCCAAACAGCACAAAGAUGUAGACUGCUUCCAAAAGCUGUGCCAACAAUUUUUCCAGAAAAAGAUAUUUUAGAAUUAGACACUAACAUACCGGAAGAGAUUACAGUGAAGGAAGAACCACUGAUUGAUCCAAUCAAAAUCGAAAUGGAAGUACCAGUUUCUCCACCAUUUGUCAACUGUGAUGGUAACGAUGAAACCAGCAACUCUUAUUCUCCCCAAUUCGGCACGAUAGAAUUUUUACCUGAAGAACCAACUGAUUAUCCAUCAGAGGAAAUGGAGUGCAGCUCCAUCAACAUAUCGGAUGAUGAAGAAACAAACAGUUCUGACAAGAAUCAUGGACAUAUGGACAGUUUGUCGGCAAACGUCAACCAUGAUUCCUCCAUAGAUCUGACAACACCUGGUGAAUGUUUCCCAGCUCUACCUGCAAGAAGACCACAUCUUAAUAAAAAAUUGAGAAAUCGGUUAUCUAAACAUAUCAGAGUGGAUUUGAAAAACGAGUCUGUGGAGUGCAGGACUUGUUUAGUGAUGGUGGGAACAGUUAGGGGGGCUCCGUUGUACGAAAAGUGUCAUCCGAAAAUGACUAUUAAAGAAAUGAUAUCAUUUUGCAUACCUCAAUUGGCAUCCACUCUCGCCGAUAGAGAUAUAAUUUGCAACCCAUGUUUGAAGAAACUUCGACAAUGCUUCAAUUUCAUAGAGGACUGUCUGUCAGUGGAGAAUACAUUGAUGGGCAGGCAGCUACCUAGUGAAAUAGAAUUUGUUGAGGUGCAAAACAUACAAGUUGACGAAGAAGCAGCUGAUUCGAAAAUAUUCGAAAAUACAGUAGCUACUUCUGGCAAUGAAAAAUCAGUUUCUACUCCUGGUCUGCAAAAUUCAAAUGCGGUUAAUCCAUGCCAGAAGACGUUCCAAGGGACAGUGGAUAUUUCUGGCAGUGAAGAUACAGAAAACAACCAGUCAAUGUCUACUCCUGUUAUACAAAAUUCAUAUAGCGUUUACCCAUAUAAGGAGAUGUUCAAGUGUUCUUUGUGCUGGAAGUACUACAGGACAAAGUACAUGUUGGAAGAUCACGAAAGAAAAAUUCAUAAUAUUGAACGUGAAGGUGGAUAUUACUGUCAAGUGUGCCUGGUCCAUUUUGAAAAGCUCAAAGAGUUGGAACAGCAUUGGAUGACGCAUUUUUUUUACUGUUCAGUCUGCGACAAAAGGUUUACGGAACAUCAAGUUUGUGAUCAUAUCAAAAAACAAAGAGAUAAAUCUUGUCAAGGAAAAGAAUCUAUAAACUACUCAUUAGGUGAUUUCGAUUAUGAGCAGGGUGAAACCGAUCCGGAAAAAGUAUUAUACAAUUGUUACAAAUGUGAUCGGAUGAUUCAAGGUGAAUCGAGAUACGUUUCCCAUAUCAAGUUGCAUGGCUCUCCAGAAAAGCUGUUCUUUUGCGACCAGUGCCCUAAAUCUUAUGGAAAAUUCAAGGUUCUGAGGUACCACCAAAUGAUGUCCCACGAAAAAGUAAAAUCCUCGUGCAAGUUUUGUUCCACAAUGGUUUGGAACUUCAAUAUGCCUAGUCAUUAUCGGACACGUCAUGCAAAUGAACCGAUGCAUUUUUGUAAAAUAUGCGAUGAUGCAUUCCAAAAUCUCGGAGAAUACAAAAGUCAUUUACGUGAACACAUUGCCAUGGGACAUGUGUUAGUUCCUUCCAAAAAACACGAGAGUCCCUCAAAAAAUUGCGAUAAAACAGAUAAAAUGAUCCAAGGCACUACAUCUGAAAAUGUAACACGUUCAGCUCCAUUCAAAUACAAAUGUACUAUUUGUGUCCUGAAGUUUCGAUCUGAGCGAGAUCUGAGCAAACAUCAAAGGACUCAUAACUCAAUUCCUGACAAAAUAGAUAGCCCUGACCAGAUAGUAAUCAAUUAA
Messenger RNA from Phaedon cochleariae (mustard beetle), 2112 nucleotides. Lineage: Eukaryota; Metazoa; Arthropoda; Insecta; Coleoptera; Chrysomelidae. The record is from the annotation of a GenBank genome assembly.